Messenger RNA from Guillardia theta CCMP2712, 438 nucleotides. RefSeq lists its product as hypothetical. The record is from RefSeq and is a predicted model, not a curated record. NCBI's taxonomy places the organism in Eukaryota, Cryptophyceae, Pyrenomonadales, Geminigeraceae. The transcript has 3 exons. The annotation marks the transcript as partial.
GGCGCUCGCAGGAGGAGGAGUCGUUGCUGUAUCUGCUGUCCUCUACUCUAUGGCCUACGCAAAACCAGCUCAGGCGCAAGAGAAGCUCACACCAGAGCAGAUGAGAACUCGUCGUCUAAGGUCGCAUCUUUCAGGCAACCAUCCCUCAGUAUCAGGAGGGGACGACUGCCUGUCUAGGAAGUCGGGGUACCUAAAGUCUCACGGAUCAGGCUCGGACAGCCACGUCGGUGAAACGGACAAGCGUUCGUCAGUGGGAGGAACUGUCGUCGUGAAGUAAAUAGCUUCGAUAUGCCUGCCGACAGCCGGAGGCCCUCAGUCCCUGUUUUAUGAUUUUCCGACUUGCCACGGAGGUCGAGGCAGGUCGAUGUUCUCAGUUAUGUGUUUAGAUAGUCUUGUGAAGAAAGAAUUACCAUGGAGUGAAUGAAACAAGUUCGUUUG